UAUCACUUUUAUCUAUCAUGAAGAAUCAUGAUUAAAGAUCUUUGGUUAUAUGUUAAUAUAUUAUAUAGAAUAUUAAAGUUUAAAUCAUAGAAAAAUAAAGUAAGUAUUUUUAAAACUUUAAAAAACGAAUACGAUGGAAAUUGACGAUCCAAAUCUUAAAGAAGGAAAUGGAAAAUUUUCUUUUUUAAACGGGGACACCUAUGAUGGAGAUUAUACAUUGCAUUUAAUUAAAGGCACCUUAUUCAAAAAUGGUGAUGGAGUAUACAUUACGGACGAUUUCAAUACAUAUAGCGGUAAAUGGAAAGAUGAUAACUUUGCUGAUGAAGACUUUUUCAUUCAACAUAACAACGGAACUCGAUAUAAUGGUGGAAUUAAUGCGUAUGGACAGAUGACUGGCAAUGGUAUAUAUUAUUUUCCCGACGAUUCAUCGAUAAAAGCAAUAUGGUACGAAAAUAAACCCGUUACCGAGAUUACUUAUCAAGAUUCACUUGGUUACGUUUGGAUCGUCGAAAGUAUUAAAGAUGACGUAAGAAAAUAUCAAAAAUAUUAUAUCAAUUUAUAUAUAUAGGAUGUCCAAAAAAACAUGAAACUAAAUUUAUGCUAAAUUAUUAUUCGGGAUCAAAUUGAUGAAAAAAGUUUGUAUAAAUUUAUGUUUACCUUUAAAGAUAUUUCUGAUUUAUUUU
Messenger RNA from Vespa mandarinia (Asian giant hornet), 683 nucleotides. RefSeq lists its product as uncharacterized. Lineage: Eukaryota; Metazoa; Arthropoda; Insecta; Hymenoptera; Vespidae. The record is from RefSeq and is a predicted model, not a curated record.